AUGGGUGCAGAUACUCGCUACCCGCCGUCGCGCGGCAGCCCAACACCUUUCACUCCCUCGGCGCCACCCACGCCUGCUCAAUACGUGUCGCUCGUGCAGCUCCAGCAAGCUUUGGAAGAGCACGCCAGGCACCACUUUCCGCAUCACAACAGCCGUUCUACCCUCCCCGUCUCCAUCAACGAUCGAAACGUGCCAACGUAUAGCACACCGGAGGUUGACGUUUACAACGCAGCUGAGAACGACCAGCUUAACGAGCUCGUCGCGAACGGACCUGGAUCAACCAUUAUCGGAUCGGAACGCUCCACGCCAAACAACGGUGGGGUUUCUUUGCUCGGUACUCCCGAACUCAACUCAUUCAGCUACGACGAUUUCGACACGAUGGACGACAUGGAUCACACCCCGCAGGCAAACAACGGAGGCAGCGGCCUCGAAGUUGCUCCGAUGCCGGACAAUGCCUCCACCCAGCUUGCGUACAGGCUUAGCAUUGUAGAAGCCCAGCUUGCCGAGAAGGCCAUGCAGUUGGAAGAAAGGAUGAAUGAGUACCAGGAGCUCAAGAUGGAGUACAAGGAACUCAAGCAGGAAUGCAGGGACAUCAAACAGGAGAACAAAGACAUCAAACGGGAGUGCAAAGACGCCAAGCAAGAAGACAAGGUAUCCAAAGAGGAAGCCAUGAAGCAAUACCAGCAGAGCAGGCAGGAGUACACUGAGCUCAUGGGUGAGUUCCGUGAGCUCAACGUGCAGUUCCGCAGGAGCAACGAAGACCGCCGUCUCCUUCAGGCGCGUAACCUUGUGCUGCAGAACGAAGUCCUCCUGCUUCAAGGUGACGUGCGGUUCAUGUUGCGCAGCCCCGGCGAGCAGCCGCCUUCGCGUGGAGACCAGCUCGAGGAGCAGACGCCUGCUCACAGCACUCCCAACAAGACUGCAGGCCAGUCUGUCAACGAGCCCACUUCGGCUGGCAAGAAGUCAACCCCCCAGGCCCAGCCUACCUUUCCGUCCGGUGUCGAAGUCACUCCUACUCCAAGCAGGGCCGCUCUUGCAAAGGCCAACAGGUCUUUCCCCCCGCCUGAUAUGGAUGAUUUGAACACGAGCCUGGUUCCGUUUUCCGAUACGGCAGCCAUGAGCCCCGUCAUCGUGAGUACGCCGCGGUCCGUUGCCUCGAAGGCCAGCAACACGUUCAACCCUGGUUUCGGCAUUCAUGGCCCGCUCAACACGCGUAAGUCCAGCCCGGCGCUCCGUGAGCGCGCUUCGUUCCAUCAGUCUGGCCGCUUCGACGACCCUUUCCAGCAGUCUCCUGUCGCGUCUAAGCAAUCGUCCAUGGCAUCUUUGGCCACGUCGUCUCGCCCGUCGUCUUCUGAGAAUCUGCGCGGCACUCCUGCCAAAGCCGGUCCUCACCAACAGCGCCCGCCGUCAUCGAAGGCGUUGACCUCGACGAACUGGAGGCAGCCUCCGCCCCAGCGGCAGCUGGCGAGCGGCCAGUCUCCCGAGUCCGCUCCCGACCUCCCGACCGUGCGUAACAUGUACGCCGUCAUGCUGGCCAAAAUCGAGACGUGGGCCGACGUCUACUGCGGCACGAUCCACACGUCCGUCCGCUCCAAGGAGCAGCGCACCGCCGACAUGAUCAAAACGCUCGGCGCGCUCGUCGGCAGCUUCGACCUGGAGCGCGUCUUCAACAAGCUCGAGUUCCGCACGCUGCUGGUCACGGCGCACGUCAACCGCGCCAUCUUCGAGCGCCUGUUCGGCGAGGCCGUCAUCAACGAGCGCUUCGGCGACGAGACGGUCGCCCGUCUGCGCGAGCUCAACGACCUCGAGGCCGGCACCUCCGCCCGCGACCCGGCCAAGCAGCGCGAGGUCGCCACGGAGAAGGCGGAGAUCCUGGGCGCCGCCUUCGCCGCCCCCGGCGCCUGGCGCGUCGCCGAGGCGAAGGCGAUGACGGCCGAGGUGUGCGGCGUGCUCAACCCCAUCAUCCCCAUCUCGGAGCGCUCGAGCGGCGUGCAGCAGAUGGAGGCGCUGGUCGAGGAGGCGCUCCAGGUCGUCGGUGCUGUGCGUGGCAUGCCGGCGCGCGCCUGGCACAUGGCGUUCGACGUGGCUGGGGCCAGGGUCAACCUUGCGACCAUGGCUGUCCGUGGUUCGGUCGAGUGUCGGCAGAGUGGCGGUAGUGCUAUGCCGAUGGAAGAGGAACACGCCGUGGUGUUGGGGGUCACCCCGCACCUGGUGUCCAAGCUGUGGACGCCGGGUGGGGUGGCGCCCGAGGAGCUCCUGAAGGCAGAGGUGCUCACGCACCCUGUCGCCAGGGGCUUCUUCGCCCAGCACCGCUGA
Diplodia corticola is the source of this 2316-nucleotide messenger RNA. RefSeq names its product transforming acidic coiled-coil-containing protein. The record is from RefSeq and is a predicted model, not a curated record. Bases 1 to 2316 code for a protein of 771 amino acids. NCBI's taxonomy places the organism in Eukaryota, Fungi, Ascomycota, Dothideomycetes, Botryosphaeriales, Botryosphaeriaceae. The transcript has a single exon.